ACAAGCAAUUUUCUGGAGAUUUCUUGAAGUGAGUUUUGUUGCUGAGAAAUUUAAGUAAAUAAUAGAAGAAUCGGUCAACAAAGUUUUUUUGUGCAUAAACAUAAAAAAAAUAAUUGGAGACCAUUAUUUUGUAUGAAAACAGACUUAUUAACAACAGUUUUCACCUGUCAAAUGAACGUUUACCUUUCACCAAACAUGGCGUCGCUUUACAGUUUAUUGCGUCUUCUCUUCUUUUCAGCCAACUUUACGAAGCAACUGAGAAAUGACUGGUCGUGGAAAGGGAGGCAAAGGAUUGGGAAAGGGGGGCGCCAAGCGUCAUCGUAAGGUGCUUCGUGAUAACAUCCAGGGUAUCACCAAGCCUGCUAUUCGCCGUUUGGCUCGUCGCGGCGGUGUUAAGCGUAUCUCUGGCUUGAUUUACGAGGAAACUCGCGGUGUGCUAAAGGUAUUCCUUGAGAACGUUAUCCGUGACGCUGUCACCUACACCGAGCACGCCAAGCGCAAGACCGUGACCGCCAUGGACGUGGUCUAUGCCCUCAAGCGCCAGGGACGCACCCUUUACGGAUUUGGCGGUUAAGCACGCCCUCUAACCUCCACAUAAUAAAUAACCAUGGAGUUAACUUAACUACAUUCAAAAUACUUGAUCCAAUUGAAUCUUAAUCAGUAGUAUUCAACGCAAACUUAACCGAACGCAAAUAUUUUAUAAUUUCACAAUAUACGGACUAAAUAAAUCAAAAGAUAUCACAUAGAGAACUC
Molecule: messenger RNA, 753 nt
Organism: Drosophila melanogaster (fruit fly)
Lineage: Eukaryota; Metazoa; Arthropoda; Insecta; Diptera; Drosophilidae
Gene: His4r
Product: histone H4 replacement
Exons: 2
Coding region: 263-574 (103 amino acids)
Cellular component (GO): nucleosome; chromosome; nucleus
Molecular function (GO): protein heterodimerization activity; structural constituent of chromatin; DNA binding
Source: RefSeq, marked reviewed